CCUAAGCUCCACCUUUGUUCAGAAGGGUCUUUGAGAAGUAUAAAAAUGGGUGCGGUUCCUCUCUGCUUCUGAAAACCUCUGCUGCUCCAGUCCGCGGGGCCCCCAGCCCAUCUCUCUCCAGCCACCUACCACCCCUGCCAGGCGGCCAUGGAGUUGCCACCCUUCGACAUGUGGAAGGACUACUUCAACCUGAGCCAGGUAGUGUCGGCCCUGAUCCAGAACUACGUGUGUCCCCUGUGCGGGGCCACGGGUGACCAGGCCCACACGCUCAAGUACUGCUCGCUCAACGGGGGCUAUCAGUCUCUCUACCGCCGCAGUGGGCGCAAUUCGGCCGGCCGCAAGGUCAAACGCUGAGGACCAUGAGGUGCUCAGCCCCUGUACCCCCAGCCCUCCUGAUUCAGUCCUACCAAGUCCCUGGACUCACCCCACCUCCCGUGGACUCACCCAGCCCUUUGGAAUGUCUGACCUCCAGAGCUCCAUCCCUGCUGGAUCCUGAAACAAUGGAGGCUAUGGAGAGCCAGGCCAGCCCUGCCCCUUGGACCUCUCAGCCCUAAGGGUUCUGUCCUGGAGAUAUCCGUGGAUUCUGGGUGCAGCAGGACCCUGGCCCCUUGGACUGCACAGCCCUGUGGCUCCUUCUGGGCCACGGUUCAUGGAUCUUUAGUCCUUCUGGGCCACCAGCCCUGCCCCUUUGACUUCUUAGCCCCUGGGGUUCCAUUCCUUUUGGAAUUCUUGGACCCUUGGACCUACAGGACCCCAUUGAGCUCUCCCAGUCUGCCCCUCAGAAUGUGGAGAGAGGGAACAGGCUGGCUUGGAUCUUCCAGCCCACGAACUUCAAGAUGGGAUCCUGACUUCAACCCGCCUUCUCCACCUUCUUCAGCCACUGGCAGAUCCACCGUUUCAUCGUGGACGGCACCGGAUGGGUCCUGCCCUGCCCUCAACAGCCCAUCCAUCAGGAGCUGGAGGGAGGAGGGGCCACAGCAGCGGGGCGCCAUGUCUUUGCAGGCUUAUCGGGGGUGGAGGGCUUUGGGGUGAGCCGACAGCCAAUACCCUUGACAUCCCCCUGGUUGUUCUUCCCAUGUUCAUUUCAUUCCGUUUCACUGCGCUCCUGCCCCCAACGGCAAAUCACCGUUGGGUCCUUUCCCCAGUGGAAGGCGUCUCUCUGCCACCUCCCACCCACCCGCAAGUUGUGAUAGUUUUGUAAAGUUCCUUUGUUUCCUCCUGCAACAGUAAAGUUCACGAAGCUCCCACAGGAAAAGUGGGUUUUGUGCCCGGAUGGGCAUGGCGACUGCCUAGAUUUUAUUUUAGGGGCAAAAAAGAGCCCCGAGUCAGAUUUUAAGUUGUUUGGUUUUUGGCCCAGGGCUGGACCCGGGUGUUGAGCUCUAGUGAAUAAAGAGCG
This is a messenger RNA of Vicugna pacos (alpaca), 1396 nucleotides long. Lineage: Eukaryota; Metazoa; Chordata; Mammalia; Artiodactyla; Camelidae. The record is from RefSeq and is a predicted model, not a curated record.